Clonostachys solani is the source of this 1002-nucleotide messenger RNA. The record is from the annotation of a GenBank genome assembly. NCBI's taxonomy places the organism in Eukaryota, Fungi, Ascomycota, Sordariomycetes, Hypocreales, Bionectriaceae.
AUGGCUCUCAACGGCGAACCUGCUCCCAAUCUAGAGAUUCCACCUUCUCAACACGUGGUUAACGUAUCUGUUAUCGACAGUACGGCCAAUGUGCGCUGUCCAUGGGGCUUCUUUGUCAAGAAUCCACUCCCGGGGCAUGAAACAUUGGAAUGUCCUUCAUUUGUGUUUCUUGUUCAACACCCUUCGGGGAAACGGGUCCUGUUUGACCUGGGUCUCCGAAAGGAUAUCGAGGGCUUCCCUCCAGUCAUUCAGCAGGGAAUGAAAGGUAUGCAUAUGGAGGCGGAGAAGGAUAUCGCUCAGAUCCUGAAAGACAGCGGCAAGCUUUCACUCGACGAAAUUGACGCCAUCAUCUGGAGUCACUGGCAUGCUGACCAUACCGGCGAUCCGUCUACUUUUCCUUCUUCGACCGACCUCGUUGUUGGACCCGGCUUUAAGAAAGCGAUACUUCCAGGGUAUCCCGCGAAUCCCCACGGAGUAAUUCUGGAAAGCGACUAUUCAGGACGCGAGCUCCAGGAGGUCGAUUUUUCGGAUAGCAUUCAGAUCGGUGAAUUUCGCGCUUUCGACUACUUUAACGACGGCAGUUUCUACUUGCUAGAUUCUCCAGGCCAUGCUGUCGGCCAUAUGUCUGCCCUGGCACGUACUACCCCCUCGACCUUUAUCCUCAUGGGUGGCGAUGGCUGCCAUCAUUCCGGGUCCUUGAGGCCUAGCAAGCAUUUCCCCCUGCCAGAUGAGGUUUCGCCCUCUCCCUUCUCCGUCCCCCCGCACUCACACGGCACCGUCUGUCCCGGUGCUAUUCUUGAAGCCAUUCAUCCUUUGCGCACCCGCACACAGCCAUACUAUGGUCUUUUGACAGAGGCCCAAGGCCGCGAUGUCCCUGCAGCAGAGGCGACGAUUCACAAGAUGAUUAGCUUCGAUGCAAACGAUAAUGUAUUCGUCGUGACUGCCCAUGACAGGAGUCUGAUUGAUGUCAUUGAUUUCUACCCAAACAGUGCGAACGAUUAG